AUGUUUGCAAUUCGCUCGGCGAUAGCUGGACCGUCGGUGAAGCCGCUGUUUAAGCUCUCCACACGUACAUAUUCCCAGCUAGCGCAAAUCCGGAAAGAAGUGAGCUCGUUGCUGCAUAAAAAUAAAGGAGUCUACAAAUCGUUUUCCAGACGUUGCCACCCUGGAGCCAGCUCACAAAUUCCGGUUCAGAGUGCAUACAGUAUCACGGGAUGGGAAGUUGUCAAGCGAUUGCUCCGAUUCGUGUGGCCCAAAGGAAAUUAUCCGAUAAGGAAGCGAGUCGUCGUGGCGAUGGCGUUGCUGAUUGGGGCUAAGUUAGCAAACGUUGCUGUGCCCUUCCUCUACAAAGACAUCGUUAACAUCUACAAUGAGAAAGCACCCGAAUUUCUUCGUCUCCAUUUCGACACCCCGGCAAAUGCGGUUUUGACCGUUGGAAUGUGCGUGAUCAUUGCUUAUGGACUUGCUCGCGCCACCUCGGCAUUGAUGAACGAGCUGAGAAAUGCGGUAUUCGCUCGAGUUGCCCAACACGCGACGAGAAAGAUCGCGCACGAUAUUUUCCUGCAUCUGCAUUCGUUGGACCUCUCAUUUCAUCUCAAUCGACAGACCGGAGCGCUUUCAAAGGCGAUAGAUCGAGGCACUCGGGGAAUGUCGUUCGUGAUGAGUGCCCUCAUUUUCAAUGUAUUUCCGACGAUCGUUGAGCUGGGGAUGGUGUCCGCGAUUUUCUCGGCAACUCUCGGCUCGGAAUUCGCUUACGCGACAAUGGGAUGCGUUGGAAUGUAUGGAGUGGCGACACUGGGAAUCACAAGAUGGAGAACGAAGUUCCGUCACGAGAUGAAUCAAGCUGACAAUGACGCUGGGAAUCGAGCCGUCGACUCGCUGAUCAAUUACGAGACUGUUAAGUACUUCAACAACGAGAAAUUCGAAGCGGCUCGUUACGAUCAUUUUCUGAAGAUUUACCAGAAUGCCUCAUUGAAGACGACAACCUCAUUGGCUUUUCUCAACUUUUCACAAAACGCGAUCUUCUCUGCCGGUUUAGUGGGAAUCAUGGCUUUGGCGGCAAACGGAAUACAGAAUGGAACGCUAACAGUUGGUGAUCUUGUUCUGGCGAACACUUUACUCUUCCAACUAUCGAUUCCGCUCAAUUUUCUGGGAUCGGUCUACCGCGAGAUUCGUCAGGGAUUGGUCGACAUGAACACAAUGUUUGCUUUGUUGAACUUGAAGGCGAAGAUUUUUGAUAAACCGGACGCAAAACCGUUAGUGCUGAAUAAGGAAGCGGUGAGCAUGUCAUUCAAGAACAUCUUCUUCGAGUACUUGCCGGGACAAGGGAUCCUGCGAGGACUCACUUUGGAUAUUCCCGAAGGCAAAAAGGUGGCAAUUGUUGGUGGAUCGGGUUCGGGAAAAUCGACGAUCGUUCGCCUCUUGUAUCGACUGUAUGAUGCCAAUUCAGGGGAAAUCUCGAUCGAGGGCAAUGACGUUAGAAAUGUCACUUUGGAUUCACUUCGAAAGCAAAUCUCGGUUGUUCCGCAGGAUUGCGUCCUCUUCCACGACACCAUCUACUACAAUUUGGCUUACGGAAAUCCAGACGCGACACGAGAAGAAGUGCUCGAAGCAGCAAAGAUGGCCGACUUGCAUGAAAGUGUGACAAGAAUGCCGAACGGAUACGAUACGAUUGUUGGUGAACGUGGACUAAAGCUUUCUGGUGGAGAGAAACAACGCGUGGCGAUUGCGAGAGCGAUUUUGAAGAAUGCUCCGCUCGUUGUGUACGAUGAAGCCACGUCAUCACUGGAUGCUUUGACCGAAUCGAAUAUCAUGGGAGCGUUAAGAUCGGCGGUGAAAAAGAGGACAACAUUGUUUAUUGCCCAUCGUUUGGCAACGAUCGUUGACGCGGAUAUUAUUUACGUUUUGAAAGAUGGAGUCGUUGCUGAGCGUGGAACACAUUUGGAACUAAUCUCCGAGCCGACCUCUUUAUACGCUGAAUUGUGGCAAUCGCAGAACCGGGGCCUCGAUCAGGAGUUGAACAAGAAAAGGAGAAAAGCGGCGGCCGCGGAUUUGGAGAUUGAGGAUUUGUUGCUUUUGGACGAUCCGAAGAAGUGUUGCGGGAAUAGCUCGUGCAGUAACAAA
Mesorhabditis belari is the source of this 2118-nucleotide messenger RNA. The record is from the annotation of a GenBank genome assembly. Lineage: Eukaryota; Metazoa; Nematoda; Chromadorea; Rhabditida; Rhabditidae.